Aspergillus niger is the source of this 558-nucleotide messenger RNA. RefSeq lists its product as uncharacterized. The transcript is spliced from 4 exons. Lineage: Eukaryota; Fungi; Ascomycota; Eurotiomycetes; Eurotiales; Aspergillaceae. Bases 1 to 558 code for a protein of 185 amino acids. The record is from RefSeq and is a predicted model, not a curated record.
AUGGGUAACUUGGUGGGCGAAGUAGAAUCGUUGAUCGACCAUGAUGAUACAAUAUCGAAAGUAGCCUCUGCCAUAAUGCAGCGCAGCACACGACUGUCUAAGACUCACUGUUGUAUGAGCGGUCUUAUCAUUUUCCAUGAGCAACAAUAUUUAGCAAUGCGUUGUGCAGCGCCGCUGUUGCUGGAUGGUUACACAACCGCAAUACAACAAACCUACGGAGUGUUACCAGCAAGCCCAUUGAUUAUUAUGGCGACCUCCAAGCUUAGACGAUCCGCCAAACCUACAGCAACUGACAAAAGUGGCUGCUACGUCAAAAUAGUCGGGAUGCACCUCCGUGCUUGCGUUUGGAAGAUGGGCGGUCUUCCCAAUCAGGUAACCCGGACGACACUCAUUGAGGCGGGGAAUCCCGAUCCAGUAAAGCCUGGGUCAGGGAUACAGCGAAGUGGUACCUUUCCGAAUAAGGAAGCGCCGAGGUCUGUAAGUGGAAACGGUCUGUUUGUGAACACAUUGCCUGGUAUCUCAAUUCAUAUUGUCGCGCUGGUGGAUGAUAUCUACUAA